UAAAUACUUUCCCUCUCUUUCCAUUUUCCGUUUCUGCAAUCUUUCAAACUUUCUCCUUAUCUUGUUCGUACUGUAUCCUUGUGUUCGAAGACUUCCGUUCUUCUCCAACCUCCAUUUUCGGAUAAAGGUUUUCUGCCACUUUCUUCUUUAUAAAAAAUGGCCUCUGUAGACAUUCUUUCUCAGUGGGUUGACGAUACGGUCCUUGGGGAGGAACCGUUGGUUGACGCUGAGUUUAUCACCCACCUUCGUACUCACCAUAGGCUCUGUACUUCGGACGAGGACGAGCCCAAAUAUGAAUUGAUAAUCCCGAGUCCUGAAGACCGGGUCUGCUUUGGGAGAGUUGAUGAGGCGACCCCUCACUUUUUCUUUAUGUAUGAAUGCAUGAUCACCCGUUUGGGUGUUUUUCUUCCUUUCUCGGAUUUUGAGAUAUCCGUUCUGCACCACUGUAAGGUUGCCCCUACUCAAUUCCACCCCAAUUCCUGGGGUUUUUUGAAGAUUUAUCAGUUUAUAAGCCACGCUCUGGACUUCCCGACUUCCUUGAGAAUCUUCUUUUAUCUUUUCCAUAUGACUAAGCCCUUUAGUGGGCUAAACAAUAAACAACAAUGGGUAUCCUUCCGAGCCAUUCAAGGUCGGAGAAUUUUCACCCUUUUUGACGAAUCUUUCCACGACUUCAAAAAUUUCUUCUUGAAGGUUCAAGCCGUAGAGGGUCACCACCCCUUUUUUCUGGAUGAGCAUUCCUCCCCUCGCUUUCCCCUUUACUGGCUGCCAGCCACCCCUUGCGAAAAGAUUGGUCUAGAUGACCUAGACGAGGUGGAGGCGGCCAUUGUAGGGUUUUUCCGAGAAGCGUGGGGGAAGUCCCCAUACUUGGAUACCAGGAAAAUUCUUCAGGGUACACCGACCUUCGUUCAAUCUCAAAUAGGUAGUGCAUGCAUUCUUUAUUUCCGAGUUGUUUCCGCCGACUUACAUUUUGCCGACGAGUUGUUGACUUACAUUUUACCAACUUGUAACUCGGUUGUUAUUUGUUUUCUUUUGUAGAUAUGGCAAAAAAGAAUGCUCAGGAGGCCUACCAAAGGGUCCGGGAGGCUAAGGCGAAGUCCCGGGCUAGGUCCGGGGUAGUCAUCUCUCCUCCCCCUCCACCUCCUCCUCCUAAGAACACUGGCACUCCUACUCAACCUAUUGUUCUCUCUUCCUCGAGCUUGCCCCGACCACCCCCCUCUGCCCAAAUUCUCUCCGAACCCGAGAAGAAGAAGCGCAAGACUUCAGAGUCUGGCUCUUCUUCCUUCGAUGGUGGGGUUAAGGCGGAUGCUAUGGCAUUCGUCCGAAAGAACAUCUAUUCUUUUAUACAUAUGGAUGAUGUUUCUGUUUGGAACCACCUUACCACCAUGGCCGAGGAGAGUUUUAGGACGGCGGGUGUUUGCGGCAAGCUUUUGGACAUUUUUGAGAAAGCUCCCCUUAGCUCCUUGGGUGCAACCUCGAGGGUUGAGGAGUUGGAGGGGAGACUUCGUAUUUUUGAAAAACAUGAAAAGGAGCUGAAAGAGGAGAGGGAUAGGUUGAGGAAGGAGAGGGAUCACCUGAAGGAGGAGGAGGGUAAGCUACGGGCCCAAUGUACCUUGGAGGCUAAUCUGAGGAAGACGGCGCAAGACAGCUACCACAGCUUAUUUCAAGAUAUUGUGGCCGUGAGGAAGGAUUUGCUGAAUUCUCGGAACGCCUACGCCGAGUUGGAGGACUCUAUCGCCGAUGGUGCCGAGGAGUCUUGGAGAAUUUUCUUGGAACAAGUCAGAGUUAUUGCUCCCGACUUGGACCUUUCUCCACUACAUCCUGACAAAGUAGUUAUUGAUGGCGCCAUUGUUGAUCCUCCUGUUCCCGAGGUCGUUUCCGAAUCAGACCUGAAGACUCGGGGACAGAGGAUUAUUGAGUCUCCUCCUCGUCCCCAAGAUGCUCCGAGUUCUUCAAUCCUCACUCCGACUUCCUCUUUAGCUCCUCCUCCCGGUCCUGGUGGUGUUCCUCCUGGUGAUUCCUCUACUCCGUCCAAGAAAUGACUUCUUUUUAUUUUGUGGCUAUAUGGGGGCCCGGCCUGUGGGUCCCCCUUUUUUAAACUUCUAUUUAUUUGCUGGUGGUUUGUGAACAAUUUCCUUCUGGCCUUUUAAGGCCGUAAACAAAAUAUUCUGUUCGUUGCCCUUUUUUGGAUAAGGGUUUUUAAACAAAAUAAAUGCCCUUUUUUGGAUAAGGGUUUUCUAAUCGGAGUAGGCGCCCCUUUUUUGGAUAAGGGUUUAAGUUACUUUGCGCGUGCGCAUGCUUUUUCCUAUUUUGGUAUGUUUGAUCUUUUCGGAAAAACCUUUUGUUGGCUUCCAUUGUUUUUUUGAGCCUUUUCCGUGCGAAGGCUUGUAUGCAAACUUUAAACUUUCUCAGGUUCUCAUAUCUCUUUUGUUAUCCUUUAUACUCAACUUUUGCUUUAGUGAGUUUUUAUGACUUAGGUUAUUUUUGUGAUGCGCCUUUCAUCUACUCGGAACUCGGUUUCCUUUUACUCAGAGUUCUGUCGAGUUUGCGUUACUCGGGCUCCUUUCGACUUAAGAGUCGGAUAAUUCCCGAGUUUAAUGCGAUCAACUCGUAUAACCUCUUUACACCGACUUGUACCUCGUCGUUUCAUCCUGACGACCAUGUUAGGUCGGUUCAUGGGAUUUUCACGCUUUGUCGAGCUUAAGUCGGUGCGUUUCGUAGAAAGACUUAUAAAUAUAGAGAAGGAUAUUUAAGAGAAAUAUAGUAAUGAAAAAGAUCUUUAUUAAUCGGGAAGGUACCUUUGUGCUACUAAGGGUCUUGACAGUAUAUUUUCCCUUAGCCUCUACUAUGAUGCCUCGUUAAAAACCCCUCUCCAGAAAAAACCCUUCUUUGGGAAAAAAUCACGAAGCUGGGAAAAGAGUACAUCAGGGAGUAGAGUUCGCUUUUAACUGUAGUACCUUUUCAUAUUACAAGCAUGCCACGACCUGGGUAACUCAGUGUCAUCCAGGUCGGUUACUUUAUAGUAACCUUUCCCUAACACUUCUUUGAUUUUGUAUGGCCCUUUCCAAUUUGCGGCGAGCUUUCCUUCCCCCGACUUGUUGACUUCAAUGUCGUUUCUGAUUAGGACCAAGUCGUCUACAGCAAAUGUUCUUCGAAUGACUUUUUUGUUGUAUCUGGUAGCCAUUCUUUGCUUUAAUACUGCUUCUCUUAUCUGGGCGUUCUCUCGGACUUCGGGGAGCAAGUCGAGCUCCUCUUUGUGCCCCUGUACAUUUCCGACCUCAUCGUGAAGAAUUACCCUUGGGCUUUGCUCACUGAUUUCUAUAGGAAUCAUGGCUUCUACGCCGUAGACUAAUCGGAAGGGUGUUUCUCCUGUGGCGGAUUGGGGGGUCGUCCUAUAAGCCCAUAGCACUUGGGGGAGCUCUUCGGCCCAAGCUCCCUUUGCUUCCUGUAAUCUUUUCUUCAAACCUGCCAGUAUGACCUUGUUAGCUGCCUCGGCUUGCCCAUUGGCUUGUGGGUGUUCUACCGAGGUGAAUUGAUGUUUGAUUUUCAUGCUGGCAACCAAACUUCUGAAGGUGGCGUCGGUGAACUGGGUCCCAUUAUCAGUGGUGAUGGAAUAAGGUAUUCCAUACCUUGUGAUAAUGUUUUUGUAGAGGAACCUGCGACUUCUUUGAGCUGUGAUGGUGGCUAGUGGUUCUGCUUCUAUCCACUUUGUGAAGUAAUCUAUUCCCACGAUCAAGUAUUUGACUUGUCCUGGUGCUUGGGGAAAAGGACCUAACAAGUCCAUUCCCCAUUUUGCGAAAGGCCAGGGGGAAGUUAUACCAAUGAGCUCUUCUGGUGGAGCCACGUGGAAAUUCGCAUGCAUCUGGCAUGGCUGGCAUUUUUUCACAAGGUCUGUAGCAUCUUUCUGCAAGGUCGGCCAAUAGAAUCCUGCUCGGAUUACUUUCCUGGCCAACGAUCUUGCUCCGAGAUGAUUUCCGCAGAUUCCACUAUGUACUUCCUCUAACACCUCGGUGGUUCUUGAGGUCGGUACGCACUUCAGUAAUGGUGUUGAUAUCCCUCUUCUGUAAAGGACAUUUUUCACCAAUGUAUAAUGUUGUGCUUCCCUUCGGAUCUUUUUAGCCUCUUUCUCCUCUUUAGGGAGGAUGUCGAAUUUCAGGUAUUCGACUAAGGGAUUCAUCCAUCCGAGGUUUAGGCCGACUACCUCAAGUACCUCUUGUUCAUCUUCCGUUUUUGUUACCGAGGGUUCUUGGAGAGUUUCUUGAAUCAGGCUUCUGUUGUUCCCUCCAGGUUUGGUACUUGCUAACUUGGAUAGGGCGUCGGCUCUGCUAUUUAGAUCCCGAGUUAUAUGCUUGACCUCGCUUUCCGUGAAGUGCCCUAGGUGUUCCAAGGUUUUUUCCAAGUAUUUCUUCAUGUUGGGAUCCUUCGCCUGAUAUUCUCCACUUAUUUGGGAAGUCACCACUUGUGAGUCACUGUAGAUCAUCACCUUUGUAGCGCCAACUUCUUCUGCUAACUUUAAUCCGGCAAUCAAGGCUUCGUAUUCUGCCUGAUUGUUUGAAGCCGGAAAUUCAAAUUUUAAGGAGACCUCUAUCUGGGUUCCUUUUCCGUCUACCAAUAUUAUGCCUGCGCCGCUCCCUGUUUUAUUGGAGGAUCCGUCUACAUAGAGUUCCCAUGUAGUCGGUUUCUCCUCUUGUUCUCCUGCAUACUCUGCAAUAAAGUCGGCAAGGCACUGGGCUUUGAUUGCUGUCCGAGUUUCAUAUUUCAAAUCGAACUCGGAGAGUUCUAUUGCCCAUUGAACCAUUCUCCCUGCAACAUCCGUCUUUUGGAGGAUUUGCUUCAUGGGUUGGUUCGUACGGACUCUUAUUGUAUGAGCCUGAAAGUAAGGUCGUAGUCUUCGUGAGGCUAUCACUAAGGAGUAGGCAAACUUCUCUAGUUUGUGGUACCUUAGCUCAGGGCCUUGUAGAACCUUACUGGUAAAAUAGACCGGGUGUUGACCGACCUCGUCUUCUCGGACCAGGGCUGAGGAGACAGCCCUGUUUGCCACGGAUAGGUAUAGGACGAGGUCUUUUCCCGGUAUUGGUCGGGUUAAGAUAGGAGGUUGGCUUAAGAAUUUUUUGAACUCUUGGAACGCCUCCUCACAUUCCGGAGUCCAUUCAAACUGGCAUCCCUUCCUUAACAAGGAGAAUAAUGGAAGGGAUUUUAGUGCCGAUCCUGCCAAAAAUCUGGAGAGGGCUGCAAGUCGGCCAUUGAGCUGUUGAACCUCUCUUAAACAAGUCGGGCUCUUCAUUUCUAGGAUGGCUCUGCAUUUGUCGGGAUUGGCCUCAAUCCCUCUUUGUGUUAGCAUGAAGCCUAGAAAUUUCCCUGCUUCUACUGCGAAGGCGCAUUUUGCGGGAUUUAGUCUCAUCCCAUGCGACCUUAUAGUGUUGAAGACUUGUAAGAGGUCGGUUAAGGGGUCGACUUCUUGCUUGGUUUUUACUAACAUGUCGUCGACGUAUACCUCCAUUAAGCUCCCUAAAUGGGGGGAAAACACUUUGUUCAUCAGCCUUUGGUACGUGGCUCCUGCAUUCUUCAGUCCGAAUGGCAUGACCACAUAGCAAUAGUUGGCUUUUGGUGUGAUGAACGAUGUUUUCUCUUGGUCGGGCUCGUGCAUCGGGAUUUGGUUAUAUCCCGAGUAGGCGUCCAUGAAUGAUAGGUAUUGGUACCCUGAGCUGGAGUCUGCUAGGGUAUCAAUACUUGGUAAGGGAUAAGGGUCCUUAGGACAGGCCUUAUUCAGGUCGGUAUAGUCGACGCACAUCCUCCAUUUGCCGUUUUGUUUUUUGACUAGCACUACAUUGGCUAGCCAUGUUGGGUAUUUGACCUCUCUGAUGAAGCCGGCUUCCAGGAGCGCCUGUACUUGCUCUUCUACUAUGGAGGCCCUCUCUGGGCCGAGUUUGCGUCUCCUUUGCUGUACAGGUCGGGACCCUGGGUAAACCGAGAGCCUAUGAGACAUGAGCUCGGGAUCAAUCCCGGGCAUGUCGGAAGCCUUCCAGGCGAAGAGGUCGGAAUUAGUUUUUAGGAGUUCACCCAACCU
Molecule: messenger RNA, 6064 nt
Organism: Arachis stenosperma
Lineage: Eukaryota; Viridiplantae; Streptophyta; Magnoliopsida; Fabales; Fabaceae
Exons: 2
Coding region: 1038-2039 (333 amino acids)
Source: RefSeq, a predicted model, not a curated record